Molecule: messenger RNA, 6248 nt
Organism: Seriola aureovittata
Lineage: Eukaryota; Metazoa; Chordata; Actinopteri; Carangiformes; Carangidae
Product: lysophosphatidylcholine acyltransferase 1
Exons: 14
Coding region: 404-2041 (545 amino acids)
Molecular function (GO): calcium ion binding
Source: RefSeq, a predicted model, not a curated record
CAUCGUGCGAUGCUCAGGACGCACAAUGAUAUGGAUGCGAAUGUUGGGUCCUGCGCAUGCGCUCUGUCAGAGGAGAGAAAUCGUGGCUCCGUUAAGUUAGCAUCCAGAGCUAGCAGACUGGUUGGGGAACGCGGUGUGGAGGAAGGCGUCCUGCGCACGGAAGGCAGAAAGAUAUCGGCGACUUCAAAUAUCCCCAGCUAAUCCUCGAGCUAACCAUUAUCCCUCCAUGCUGCCCGGGAAAGGAAGAUAACGUUAAUAACCCUGCACUGCCACCUCAAUUAGCCACGGUGAAAGACAGAUAAGGGAAACUGCGUUCUGCGUGAAGAGUGUUCCUUUCUGGCAAAAUCAGUUUUCUAUUUUGAACAUACAUCUGCAGCCUCGGCGAACGUUACUUCUUGGAAGAAUGAGAUUGCCGAGUAACAAACAAUGUGCGGUGGAAGGAGAUGGGAAGAAGAUGGACCAAGCUCCUCCGUUCAGAAACCCUUUUGUGCACGUCUUGAAAUUCACCACUCUGGAAAAAGCAAAGAUUGCGUUAAUGACAGUCACACUAUUCCCCAUCCGUCUACUCAUAGCUGCAUUCAUGAUGCUGCUGGCUUGGCCUUUUGCCUUCCUGGCCUCAUUGGGACGCUCCGAGACCGCUGUUGAACCCCAGUGCCUCUGGAGGAGACUGGUGGACAUAAUUCUGAAGAUCAUCAUGCGGGUCAUGUGGUUUGCGGGAGGUUUCCAUUGGAUGACUGUGAAAGGGCAAAGGGCAUUGCCUGCAGAAGCACCCAUCCUCACCCUCGCACCCCACUCUUCUUACUUCGAUGCCAUCCCAGUCACCAUGACAAUGGCCUCAAUUGUCAUGAAGGCUGAGAGUAAGGAUAUACCUCUCUGGGGCACUUUGAUUAAGUACAUCAGGCCAGUGUUUGUAUCACGGUCAGACCAGGACUCCAGAAAGAAGACAGUGGAGGAAAUCAAACGCAGAGCCCACUCUGGAGGAGAAUGGCCUCAGAUAAUGAUUUUUCCAGAGGGAACAUGCACCAAUAGAUCCUGCUUAAUCACCUUUAAGCCAGGUGCCUUCAUCCCAGCUGUGCCAGUGCAGCCUGUGGUGAUUCGUUACCCUAAUAAACUGGACUCAAUCACAUGGACAUGGCAAGGACCUGGAGCGUUUAAAAUCUUGUGGCUGACACUCUGCCAGUUGCACAAUGAGUUUGUGAUCGAGUUCCUUCCUAUCUACACACCCUCAGAGGAGGAGAAAAAGAACCCCGCUCUCUUUGCUAUCAAUGUGAGACGCGUCAUGGCGAAAGCCCUGGGCGUACCCAUCACAGACUAUUCAUUUGAAGACUGCCAGCUGGCCAUGGCAGAGGGCCAGCUGAGACUGCCAGUCGACACCUGUCUGCUGGAGUUUGCCAAGCUCGUCAGGAGACUGGGGCUGAAACCGCAGAACACCGAGAAGGUUCUGCAGGAGUAUGGGAACAGAGCCAGGAAGCUGGAGGGGCAGAGGCUGGGCUCGGAUGACUUCGCUCAGUUCCUCGAUGUGCCAGUUUCAGACAUGCUGCGAGACAUGUUUGCUCUUUUUGAUGAACAUGAAGAUAACUGCAUGGAUAUCAGAGAAUAUGUGAUAGCCUUAUCUGUGGUAUGCAGACCUGCCAAAACUCUGGAGACGAUGAAAUUGGCCUUCAAGAUGUUUGAGGCAGAGGAGGAUGGCGCCAUCACAGAGAUGGAGUUGGCAGUUAUACUGAAGACAGCUUUAGGAGUCGCUCACCUCAGCGUGUCACGUCUGUUUACCGCCAUCGACUCUGAAGACACAGGGAAGAUCACAUUUGACAAGUUCAGAGGGUUUGUGGAGCAGCACCAGGACUUUGCUGAGGAGUACCUGCACACAGAAAACACAGGCCUCCACAGCGCUCCCUGCCACGGUCACCAAAUAAAGCCAAGCCUGUCUUCCCUGAACCCGCACGGCACUGCCACCACCAAAACGGCUAACGGUAUCUGCCCCGAUUUUAGCCCCAACGACCACGAUGGCACAAUAGAUGGACUCCUCAAGAAACACAACUAAAACAGUUUAAAAUAUAACGGGGGGGAAAACUAACUCCUCUCCUGGUGAGAGGCUGUUGUGCAAAAGGCAAAGGGUUGUUAGUUACUUGUUAGUUACUUUCUUGUUUGAACAGUAAGGGACUACAUUUCAGUAAUCACAAAAAUGAAGUUUACCGUACCCUUUUUUUAUUAGUAUUGUAUCCAUGAAAUUUUGUGAGGUUAUUUUCAGCCUGGUAACAGUUUAUUUUGUUAUAAAUUCCUUUGUUUUUGUUUUUUUUGUUUUUUUAUUAUUUUUUCAUAGCAAGGAUCGUCAAAAUGCCAAACACUGGUUGUUUCAGAUACAAUGCUUGAAUACUUGAAGGGCAAGCACUUAUAAAAAUUUCCUGGGGCAAAUGUUUAUUUAUUUUAUUUUUUUCUUUUCCCUCCAACAGAGUACUGACUGUGCAUGUUUUUAACAAGAGGGAAGCAAGAAAAAAAUCAAGCCCUGGACAGUGAAGUGAACUAAUUUUUAGUGAAAUCAGUGUUCGAUUCUCUUUUUAUUUGUAACUUUUAACUAUUUCCUUUCUUUAAUUGUAGCUGCCUUUUGAACUGAAAGUGCAGAAUGCAUGGGCUCAUGUUAUUUUGAGCAGUAUUGAGGAUUAUUUAUCUAAAGAAAGGAGGCCUGAUGGUACCAGUGACAAUUGUGUGACCACUUGAAGCAUUAAGCUUUAGCAGACACAUUUGAGGUGAACUCGGGUCUCUGCGAGUUGAUGGUCAUAAUUGCUAUGAGCCUGUUAUUUAUAUAUAUAUAUAUAUAUAUAUAUAUAUAUAUAUAUAUAUAUAUAUAUAUAUAUAUAUAUAUAUAUAUAUACAUAAACAAUGAUAUAUUUGAUUUAGCUCAGGGUUCAGUGACAAAAAUGAAAAAUUAACUUGUAUGAUGUCAUCAUUUUGAUGCUCACUGGGUUACAUGUUUUCUUUUCUUAUGACAUCAGUACUCUUCUUCCCAGUCCUUCUUCAUUCAAACAUACUUCAUUGAUGUGUUUUUUUUUUUCCUUUCAGGUUGGCAGAUUCAAGUGUCUUUUUUUUUUAUUGUUAAAAUUACACAAUGUGGACCAAAAAUGCAUUUAAUGUCACCCCUCAUGUCACCUGACUGUCCUUCUCCAGUCAUAGGUGUAAUGGCUUUAAAGGAAAAAUUCACAAUGUAUGACCAUUGAAAGCACAUUCAUUUUCGUGGCUAAGUUGGGUUUUCUAAAGGCGAGGUCAUACUAUUUUCCUUUCUGCAUUACACUGCUACAGUUUUAAUCAUACCUACACUUUUCACAGCAUAUCAUUCCUCAGUCUGUCUGAAAUCCCCACUGAUCCAGUAUUUUUUGAAGGGUGUAAUAGCUAAACAUUGGCCCGUUAGUCACCUGUAAAUUUGACCUUUCUGCUAUAUUUCUGAUGUGCGUGUUUUCCUUCCCUAAGAGAGGCAUGUUUUAAAAGCGAUCCAAGCACCUUUGCCAUUUAAUCACAUUUUAGGGACCAGUCUGGAACUCAAAAAUAUCCCAAAUAUUUAUGCCUCAUUUUUUGCAUUUUUACUAAUGCUGGUCGUAUUGGCAUAAAAUAUUUUUCACAAAUGUGAUUUAGUGCUUUCUCAUUAAACUGACAUAAAAUGUAUUUAUAACCAUAGGUUAGGUGGACCUAUGCUUUCAAAUUGAAUUAAAAUGAAGGAAUAUUUAAGAUUACAAAUUUUAUCUCAAAUCAGGCGACUAGUGGAGAUGUUCAUUAGUGUUUAUUGGUAUUUAAAUUAUUGAUUUUAGGACAACGUUACCUUGAUUCAUACUAGGUUGUAUUAAGACUUAACAGUUCUCCCCUGAAUUUUCUAAAUUAUCCAUAACUCAUUCUCUCUCUGUAGAAACUUUAUCUGAAAUUGCAAUUCUAGUAACACUUUUAAUGUGUUGACAAAACUUUUACUGUUUAUAUAUCAACUUACUGUUGAUGCUCAUUGCAAUCAUUUGCCAACAAUUCUUAAAUUGUUAGAUUGUUUUUUUUUUUUUCUCUUCUGUCUCUGGAAGUAGACAAAACCUAAAACUGAAAACACAAAAUGAAAGCUAGAUAAUGCUGCAGCUUCUCUAUAAAUGUCAUUUUAUAGGAAUAUGAUUUGUUAAAGGGAAUACUUCUCCAGCAGAUGAAAUGAAAUGCAUUAGAAUCAUUUUGUAGCCAGUUGUACUGGGAUCUGUGCAUUCAUGGUUUGAUUCUGUUGACUUUUUUUGUUCAUGGAUAUCUCAUAAGGAUUUAAAACUUGCGUUUUUUCCCUUUCUUUUUCUUUUCUUUUCUUUUUUUUAAUACUAUAAGAAUAUCAUGUCGGUGAGCAUCACAUUCCCAUUACACUCAUGACCAUGCAUACUGUACAUGUGUCCCCGCUAUGGCUUUCAGUGAAGCAAUAUUUCACAUCUCUUAAGCCUUCUCAAGAUAUAUGCUUUUGAAGAGUUCUGAUAUGUAUUUUGAAUAUUCCAAAUGCAGGACAUUUUGUGAAUUUUUGAUAUACGUAUAUGAAUGAUUUUUAUUUUCACUGCCAUGACAGAGAUCUGUGAUCUUCUCUCCUCUGCAGAUUGUAUUGAUGGUGAAAAUUGAGCCACAUUUUUUUUCCUUUGUAUAAUACUGCAAUUGUUUUGUGCUGUAUUCCUCAUACACAGUGUAAAGUUUUAUUGUUGUUAUUACUAUUAUCACUGAGUUGAUUGCUUAGAAACAAAAUGCAGAUUUCAUAUGGAAACCGAUAGCCUUGAAUCUAUAGAAUUUUUAUGCUAAAAAAGAGAAUGUAUAGACAAUCUUGUCACAAUCAGAAGCUACUCAAAGCGCUGAUCUCCAGUGGACAUUUUCCUAAGAAGUCAUGGUUUUCAAAUGUACACUUUUUAUCCUGUUGGAACCCUGUCUCCAUUGACUUUUUAUUUUAUGUUUUGAGACGUGCAGGUUGAACUAAGCAAAGUGUGAGUGUGUAAGUGUGUCGGGCCUUGAGGUGAUGUCUGCCACCACAUGACAGGCCGCGUCGCACAAACACUCCAGACUGUACGUACAUAUAAACUAACAUUUGAUAUGUUCAAUCACAAUCUUUUAGUAUUGCCCACGUACUACUUUGUCCUUUUAAACUGUAUGUAUUUGUGCUUGCACUUUAGAUUACUUUCUUUAUUUUUUUUAAAGAAAUAUCACAUUGCUGUAAAGCAUGUUCUGUUUGUAGGUUACAGUAUUGUAGCUCAUUUCUGUUAAUAUGAAUAAUUUUUCAUUCAUUCAUAUAUUUGCUACAGUAAUGGGAGCACAGAGGAAAUUAGGGAUCACAAAUGAAUGGAAGUUGUCCCUUGCCCCACAUUUGUUUAUAGACCUACUUUUCUGCUUUGUCUCAGGAUUGUGGAAAUUUUGUAGCUUGAAAAUGACUUUGUAAACUUGUAGAACUCGGCAACAUCGUACGGAUUUAAAUGACAAAAAAUAGUUUGCACCGUGGAAUGGAUAAGUAUUAAAUGUACUCUGAAGUGAUGUGAUUUUUACAACAGGUGGUUAAGUAUACAGUUCACCCUGUAUGUAUGUAUGUAUGAGGGAAAUUAUGCUGUUUUUGUAUAUAGGUGGGGAAUCUGAUUGUGAAUUACAAUUGACACACUGACAUGAAUUGAUAUUUCAAGACCUGACCCAGAAUGAAAUGUACUGAGCCACAGUAACCCCCCAUGCCGUUUGUUUCAUACUUCAUCAGCAAGUCAAAUAUAUGUACAUUUAUAUAUAUUCAAUAUUUACAUUCAGACCAAUUCCGCUUUGGGGUUGUAGGAAAAUACUGGGUCCCUUUCUUUUCACACUUGUUUUACUUCCCUUUAUUUCAAAUACCUCAGUAGAGGAGAAUCUCAUUUUCUACUUGCUAUCAGUCUGAGAAAAUGUAAACCUGCAAGAGAUAAACUUGUAUUUAUGCUACUGCUGCCUGCUUACCACAGUUUGUCCAACAGCGAGCCUAAGACGAAAGACUUGUGUACUCUGACGGAGCGAUAAUGUCUUUCUGAUGGCUUAUUGUGUGUGGACCAAGAAACUGAACUCUCUGUUUUCUCUGUAGCUUUACUUCCUGUUUCUUUUUUUCUAUACUCGACAGGUUUUAUUUUGUUAAUGCAUUUUGAUGAUGAAGAGUCAUUCCUGCAAGCUACUUUGGAUUUGUCUGUUCAGGACUGCUAUGAUAUAACUUGUUAAUGUGACUCUUGGAUUGAAUUAAAAAAAAAAAAAAAAAAAGAAACGUUAACAUA